Molecule: messenger RNA, 2853 nt
Organism: Chaetura pelagica (chimney swift)
Lineage: Eukaryota; Metazoa; Chordata; Aves; Apodiformes; Apodidae
Product: protocadherin-10-like
Biological process (GO): homophilic cell-cell adhesion
Cellular component (GO): plasma membrane
Molecular function (GO): calcium ion binding
Source: RefSeq, a predicted model, not a curated record
CUCUUCUCCCUCCUCUUCCUCCUGCUGGCCGGGUCCCCGGCCCCGCGCCCGGCGGGCGGGCAGCUGCGCUACGCGGUGCCGGAGGAGCUGGAGCACGGAGCCUUCGUGGCCAACCUGGGCGAGGACCUGGGGGACGUAUCGACUCUGUCGGCUCGACGGUUCCGCAUCGUGUCGCGGGCCGGGGCCAGGCAGCACCUGGAGGUGAACCUGGAGAACGGGAUCCUCUUCGUGAACGAGCGCAUCGACCGGGAGGAGGUGUGCGAGGCCGGGGGGACCUGCCUGCUCCACCUGCAGCUCCUUGUGGAGAGCCCGCUGGAGCUCUACCGUGUGGAGGUGGAGGUGCUGGACAUCAACGACCACGCGCCCACCUUCCCCUGGCAAGAGUACGUGCUGGAGGUGGCCGAGUCCGCGGUGCUGGGUGCCCGCUUCCCUCUGGAGAGCGCUCAGGAUCCCGACGUGGGCACCAACUCGGUGCACACCUACCGGCUCAGCCCCAACAGCUUCUUCUCCCUCGAGGUGCAGACACGCAGUGACUCCAGCAAGUUUGCAGAGCUGGUUCUGGAGCGCGCCCUGGACCGCGAGCAGCAGCGGGCGCACCGGGUGCUGCUCACCGCCCUGGACGGGGGUGUCCCCGCGCGCUCGGGGACAGCUCACAUCCUUGUCACCGUGCUGGACGCCAACGACAACGUGCCGGCCUUCGACCAGCCCUCGUACGGCGUCAGCCUUCCUGAGGAUGCCCCUCCCGGCACCCUGGUCAUCCAGCUCAAUGCCACCGACCUGGAUGAAGGCCCCAACGGGGAGAUCGAGUACUCCUUCAGCGGGCACGCGCCCCCGCGCGUCCGGGAGCUCUUCCACAUAGAGCCCCGGAGUGGGCAGGUGCUGCUGAAGGGCUCUCUGGACUAUGAGCGGGCAAGUCUCCACGAGCUCUACGUGCAAGCCAAGGACCGCGGGCCCUCGGCUGUGGCCGUGCACUGCCGGGUGCUUGUGCAUCUCCUUGAUGUGAAUGACAACGCGCCGGAGGUGACCCUCACCUCUGUAUCUACUCCUGUGCUGGAGGAUGCCCCACCAGGCACUGUCAUCGCUGUCAUCAGUGUUCUGGACCGGGACUCUGGGGACAAUGGGCGGGUGAGCUGCGAGGUCAGCCCUGAUGUACCCUUUGAGCUCCACUCCUCCUUCCGCAACUACUACACGCUGGUGACCACGCAGGCACUGGACCGGGAGGCCGUGCCCGAGUACAACGUCAGCAUCACAGCACGGGACAUGGGCUCCCCUGCCCUGCUGACCCACAGCACCCUCACUGUGCCCGUGUCCGAUGUCAACGACAAUGCCCCGCGCUUCCUCCAGCCCUCCUACAGCGUCUACGUGAUGGAGAACAACGCGCCAGGUGCCUCCAUCUGCUCUGUCAGCGCCUCGGACCCCGACUGCCAACAAAACGCCUACCUGUCCUACUCCAUCGCUGACGGGCACAUCCAUGGCAUGCCCGUGGGCACCUACGUGUCCAUCAACUCGGACAGCGGGCACAUGUACGCCCUGCGCUCCCUCGAUUACGAGCAGAUCCGCAGCUUCCAGAUCCAGGUGCAAGCACAGGACGCUGGUUUCCCCCCCCUCAGCGCCAAUGUCACCGUCCACAUCUUCGUGCUGGACCAGAACGACAACGCCCCGGUCAUCGUUUCCCCCACGCCUCGCAACGGCUCCGUGGCCACCGAGCUGGUGCCGCGAUCAGCCAGGCCUGGCUACCUCGUGGGCACGGUGUCGGCGGUGGAUGCGGACGCGGGGCUGAACUCCCGCCUCUCCUACCAGCUCCUCCAGGCCACCGACUUCACCCUCUUCAGCGUGGGACCAGACACGGGGGAGCUGCGCACCCUCCGCUCCUUCCUGGAGCAGGACGCGACCCGGCAGCAGCUGGUGGUGCAGGUGCGGGAUGGAGGGCAACCAGCCCUCUCUGCCUCUGUCUCCCUCCUGCUUUCCGUGGUGGAGACCAUGCCUCAGACUCUCUCUGACUUCAGCGAGUUCAGCCUCCCCCCAGAGGCCUCUUCAUCCUCCCCACUCACCCUCUACCUCCUUGUCUCCCUGGGCUCCAUCUCCUUCACCUUCCUCCUCGCCAUCCUCAUCCUCACAGCCAUUCGGUGCCGCGGAGCGCGGCGCUCCCGCCAGGAGGACGGCUGCUCAGCGCCGCGCUGCCACUGCUGCCCCGGCCCCAGACCCUCCUCUGACGGCCUGAAGACGUCCAACCUGACAGCGCAGCCCCCUGCGGGCACCGCGGCUGCCACCUGCCUCGACGUGCCAGGGGGUGGCCCCCCAGGCUACUGCUACAAGGUCUGCCUUGGUCCUGAGUCUGCCCAGAGCGACUUCAUGUUCCUCAAACCCUGCAGCCCCCCCCGGAAUAACGAGAAGGACCCCGGGAAGCGGUCCCAGCCUGGCCAGCAUCUUCAGGUCUCCAAGCAGGUCAAGCAGCCCAACACGGACUGGCUGCCUCCCAGCACACAGAGACCUGUCCUGAAGAGCUCCCAGAGCCUGGAGGACAUGGGGGAAAUCCGCAGAGCCCUGCAGAAGGAGCACGAGAGGCUGCGCACGCUGGUGACCCCUGUAUCAGAGUUUCAGAAGACUUCUGCAGGCACCAACAGCAUCUGGACCCCCCAGUACAGCUCCUUGUACCCGGGCUACAUCCCAGCCCUUGAUUACCAGCACAACGUCUACAUCCCCGGCACCCCCACUCUGCUCUCGGGCAAGGACGGGCCCCUCUUCCUGGGCCGGGAGAACAAGAACAGCUUCUCCACCUUUGGCAAGAGGAAGAAGAUGACAACUUACUGUGACAUGCAUGACAGUGUGGUUAUCAACAACGACCUGAAAUAA